Messenger RNA from Phlebotomus argentipes, 2425 nucleotides. RefSeq names its product E3 ubiquitin-protein ligase makorin-1. Bases 416 to 1528 code for a protein of 370 amino acids. Gene Ontology annotation, biological process: protein polyubiquitination. The transcript has 5 exons. Gene Ontology annotation, molecular function: metal ion binding; ubiquitin protein ligase activity. NCBI's taxonomy places the organism in Eukaryota, Metazoa, Arthropoda, Insecta, Diptera, Psychodidae. The record is from RefSeq and is a predicted model, not a curated record.
CCUCAACAUCCACCAGCGCCACUCGGUGCCCAGCAUUGGCACUAUUUGACACUUUGCCCACCUUUUCGUGAGUUCCCCAUUGGAAGAAAGAUUGUGAAAUUUCGCUGAAAAAGUCCACAAAUCAAGGAGAAGAAGUCCAUCUUGCACUGUAAAAUUUCUGUUGUGUGAGUCUCUGGAGUGUGGUAUAAACGCGCUAAGAAAGAAAGAAAGAAAGACACUUCCCCCACGUGCCCCCAAAUUGCAGCUGCUGCCCCAAUCUCAGCACCCCACUGUCCGGACAUUGCAGCAUGCUGAGGAAGUCUCCUGAGUUGCUUCUGCCCGAGUAAAUCAACACCGCGCGCUCGUGUGUGUCAGCAGAAGAGUCCUUCGCAGUGUGUCCGGGAAGGUUGUACAGUUAUUGUCCAGGGACUUUGCAAUGUCAUCCAGCGGCCGCUUGAGGUUGCCCACGGCCUCAGGAGCCGGCACAUCUAGUAAAUCUGUCGUGUGUGCGUACUACGCCAAGGGAAUGUGUCGCUUUGGCGAUUGCUGUCGCUUUGCCCACAUUGACACACCUCCGGAGGCAGCGGAGGCGCCCGAGAAGCGUCCACCUGUGGCCAGCACAUCCACAGCGGCCGUCAUCAAUCCGGGUGAUCCACAGAGUUGGGUCCUGGCGCCCGUCUUUGUGCCCAAACAGCGCAUCAGCGAUGGCGAAGAGUCAAAGCUCAGCUACGCCGACGUGUGUCGCGAUCCAAACGCCCCGGCGGACGCUGAGGAGGUGGCGACGACAGAGGAGGAGUUCGCCGCAGCACCUGUGCUGGAGCUGUGUCCCUACGUGAAGAUCAAUGAGGAGUUUGGCCACUGCGCCUACGGCGAGGCGUGCGUGUACGCACACGGCGAUCUGUGCGAUCUCUGUCAGCAAUUCUGUCUGCAUCCCACGGACGAGGAGCAGCGCAAGAGUCACAAUGUGCAGUGCAUUCGGCAGCACGAGAAGGACAUGGAGCUGUCAUUCGCCAUUGCACGCUCCAAGGACAAACUCUGUGGCAUUUGCUUCGAGGUGAUCAUGGAGAAGUCCGGACGCGAUCAACGCUUCGGCAUCCUGCCCAAUUGCAAUCACAUCUUCUGCCUGGAGUGCAUCAGGAAGUGGCGACAAGCCAAGCAGUUCGACAACAAAAUCAUCCGUGCUUGUCCCGAAUGCCGCGUGGCGUCAGAUUUCGUGUGUCCUAGCACAUAUUGGGUGGACACGCAGGAGGAGAAGGCGAAGCUGAUUGAGGAGUACAAGGCGGCUCUCAAUGCGAAAGACUGUAAAUACUACAAAAAGGGGAGCGGUUCUUGUCCAUUUGGCAACAAAUGCUUCUACAAGCACGCCGACAGGGAUGGCAAGCUGGUGGAUUUGGGUGCUCCGCGGCGUCGCUUCGUUCAAAGUCAUCCGAACGAAGUGGAGAUUCUGCAGCAAUUGAUAUUUUGGGACUUUAUUGAAGCAUACGAAGUAGAUUCAAAUCUCUCUGAUAGCGAUGAUUCCGAUUGGUCUGAUCUCUACAACAUUUGGUAAAUAAAAGGGGAUGUUGUUUGUUUGUGUUUCCUUUGAAGAGACACAGAAAUGAAGAAGAAGAAGAUGAGAGUGAAGACGAAGAUGUCGAAAUCAUUUGUAAACGCGUAAAUUGAGAUAAUUUUUCAUCAUCAACACUUUAUUUCUCGAAAUAUUCCACAAGUAUUGAUCAAAAGAGAUAAAAAAGGAAGAGAAAAAUUGUGUGAUGAGGAGAAAAGGAGAGAAAAUUUAAUAGUUUUUGACACGUAAAUGAGAAGAAGAAGAAGAAAAGAAGAGACACACAAAUAAUUGUGGGAUCACAAGAGAUGAAAAAUUAACUAAAAUUAGUACGGACAAAAAGUGUCUAAAUAUAGAGAUGAAGAUGAUAAAAGAAAAGAAAAGAAAAGAAAAAAACUUGUAUAUUUUAAAUGUUUCACACAUUAUGCAAAAAUUGAAGAAAAAAAAAGAGAAGAAAAACACAAGAAUUUAGUAACAAAACGAGGCAAAUAAAAAAAAAAACCAUCAAUUAAUUAACUCGUUAAAAAGUAAGAGUAAGAAAAUUGUGUGAACAGAAGAUGAAGAAGAAGAUGAUGAAAUGUGAAAAUAAUGUGUAGAAAUAUUUAGCAAAAAAGAAUCUUGACAAAUUUCAACGGAAUUUCAAAGAAGAGAAUACGUUUAAAAUGAAGAAGAAGGAAAAAACCACACUAAGAAGAGAAGGAAAAAUUCAGAGGAGUAAAAAAGAAAAUCUAAUUUAAACCCCUAAAACUUAUUGUUGAAUGCUGUUCUUCUUUUUUUUUAAUAAGCAUAAUAAUUAUUUUUUCUUCAUUAAUAUUUGUAGUUGAAAUAAUUGAAAACAAAAAACUAAAAAAGAAAAUACAUUACAAAAUUUAGUACAAGAAAUGUAUUUGAAAACUAUAAAAC